This is a messenger RNA of Caenorhabditis angaria, 2248 nucleotides long. The record is from the annotation of a GenBank genome assembly. Lineage: Eukaryota; Metazoa; Nematoda; Chromadorea; Rhabditida; Rhabditidae.
AUGCGAUAUGGAAAAGUGUAUUUUUAUGAUCGAAUGGGAAAUCGAGAACCAAGUGAAGCUGAAAAAAUAAGAGAAGCUUUGGAGAAUUUCGAAGCUCCAAGAUUUCGGCCGCCAGAUGAGCCAAGAAUGAUGAAGAAUUAUUCGACUGGAUGUGAGUUUUUAAAUUGAAUUUUCAGAAUAAAAAAAUGUUUAUAGUUUCCCCAUUGGAAACUCCUCCACCAAUAAUCGGUUCUCCAGUUGCAAACAUCAGAAUAAUGGAAUCAGCUUCAAACAAUAUGGAUCUUCCAGCCAAUAUUGUGAAUUUUUCGGGAGAUUCGGAUGAUUUCAGUAAGUAUCACAAGGGAAGUUUUUAAAGUGACCUCGAAGAUUUCUGAAUCGAAAUGAUCGAUUAAAAAAAAAAUUUCCGUGUCCGAAUCAUAAUUUUGCUAAAAAAAUUGGAUCUGGUCCGAUUCCAGAACUGAUGUGAAUUUUCAAUUUCAAGCCUAACUCUCAUUUUUCCCCCAGGACUUCCUCCAAAUCUCGACGCCUCCGAUGGUCUCCAAAAUCUCAACGACAGAUUCCGAAUGGAUUCCCCGCCCGACAUCUACGGACAGCCUCCAGAUGAUCCAAUUCCAAGUAUAGUUUCUCCACCAAAUGUUAGAUUCAAUUUAGGCGAAGAUAUUUCAAAAUACACAGAUCAGGGUAAUUUUAGAAUAACACAAAUCAAAUCAUAAUUAAUUUUGUUUAGGAAUUGCUCAAAACGGUUAUUCAAGAAACUACAGUAAUCAAGUAACUGAAAUGGAUCAAUUGACAUCAAAUUUAGGAAAUAUUCGAAUGCAAACAGAAAAUGAACAUGAUUAUGGAAGUUCUUCUGCAAAUAAUUGGUUAGAUUCAGGAAAUCAUGAAAUAUGUGCACAAUGUCGAGCUGAAGAUGAUUAUAUGGAAAGAAUGAAAAGAAAAGCUGAAUUAGAACGACAAAAAUAUGAUGAAACAAUGAGAAAAGCACGAAUUUAUGAAAAUGAAAUGAAAUUAAAAGAGGAAAAUAUGAAAAAAGAUGAAAUUGAAAGAGAUAAACAAUUGAGAAAUCAUAUUGAUCGAGUUAAUGCUGAACUUAUUGAGUUAAAGAGGAAUCGACCAAAAAGUCCGGAACAAGAUAAUUAUAUAUUUCGACAUGAAUCUCCGAGAAUUCGAGAAUCGGAUAUUCGAAUUCAGAAAGAUGCAUAUCGUGCUGAAUUAGAUAAACAGAUUGAGGAAAAAAGAUUGAGAAAAAUUGCGGAAUUCGAGAAAAACGAGGCGAUUGAUGCGACAACAAAUGCAAAAGCAGCGCUAGAGUUAGUGAAAAUACAUAAAGUCAUUUGGCAGAGACAUAGGUGGAAAAUCAGUUACUAGAUAAGUUAAUCAGCGAAAUUUUUCAUAUUUUAAACCGGACACAAUUUUAAGUUUUUCAAAACUGCGUCUGAUUAGGAAAAACGUGAAGCUUUUACCGAAAAUUUCUAAAUACUUCUAAACCACGUUGAAAUGAGCACUAACUUGUUAUUUUUUUCAAAUAUCCGAUUUAAGAUUCCACCUACAUUUUUCUAGAUUCGCAAAUGCUCGAGAAGCGGAAAGAAGAGCUGUUGAACACGCAAAAGAAAUGAAUCGAAAACAAUUGGAAUUUCAAAUGGAAAUGAGUCGAAUUGGUGCACCAAUUGAUAAACAAUGGCUUUGGUGGGCUGAAAGACCAGAUGAACAUGGAUGGAGAGAUGCGAGAAUGAAAGGAUUGAAACAUACAAAUCAAGUGGAAAGGAAUCAGACUAUCAAGUUAGUUUUAAUUCAUAAAUUUGUAAGUUUCUUUAUGUUUAUUUUUAGACAAUCAAUCGGAAUGUUGGAAGAAUUCAAAGCUCGUCAAGCUCACGACGAUUCAACAAUGAGAGAUUUACGGCGUGCAAAAUAUGACAAAUUGCGUGAACAAUUACACGAGAAUUCGAAAAUGAUGUAUCCGGGAGGUGGAUUGGAAAAAUCGAAUUCUCGGCCAAUUAUAACACAACCAGAUCCACGGGUGGAAGCCGCUUGGCGAGAAGCUCAUGAGAAAUACGACAAAAAAUACCAGGUUCUUCAAGACAAUGCAUCUCGCUCGAUUUCUGGUGCAGCUUUAAUUGGAGCAAGUAGUUCAACAGCUCAUGCUUGUCGAAGAUGUGCUCGAUGUGCACGUCCUUUGGAGAAAAUCAAAGAUUUAUCGAUUGGUCGUGGUGAGACCAUUCUUCCACAUCAUUCAUUAUGGAGGCAAUAG